Purpureocillium takamizusanense is the source of this 1876-nucleotide messenger RNA. It is a transcript of the gene CSK1, whose product is annotated as Cyclin-dependent kinase. Lineage: Eukaryota; Fungi; Ascomycota; Sordariomycetes; Hypocreales; Ophiocordycipitaceae. Gene Ontology annotation, cellular component: cytoplasm; nucleus. Bases 246 to 1487 code for a protein of 413 amino acids. The record is from RefSeq and is a predicted model, not a curated record. The transcript has 3 exons. Gene Ontology annotation, biological process: protein phosphorylation. Gene Ontology annotation, molecular function: ATP binding; cyclin-dependent protein serine/threonine kinase activity.
CUCGGCUUGGGACGAAACUUCAACCGGCCACGUCCGCCGUCUCGAUAUACUAUCCUCCCUCUCCCGUCCCGGAAAGCGCAUGAAGCGCCCGAGGCUUCCGCUUUCCCCGCCGGCCCCGCCGUCAAUUGCCAUCGGGCCUUGAGGAUGUGCAUAGCUUGCCUGCGGAGUAUAGUAUUGAGUCCUCGUGCUUCUGGCUACCAUGGCCGGGAUGGAAUGGAAAUCUGCCUUGUCGGCACUAGAUCGAUAUGAAGUCAUACAGACAUUACAGACGUCUCUAUCAGCCACUGCCCAAGGCGACGCCGUCGCCAUCGAGCAAAGAGCGUACAAGGAUGCAACCUCACGAGCAAGCCGCCCACAGUUCGCUCCCCCAGAACCAACACACAAAAGCUGACACACAUGCUCAGGAAGAAUAUGAGACAAUCUGGAAGGCGGACCUAGCUACUCACUCAAGCCCCUCGUCGUCAAUCUUACCAGCAUCCACACCCUUCGAGGCAGCUCUCGACGAGGCAACCUCGCACCACGCCUCGGGCGACCAAGGCGGCAUUCGCAUCGGGGCGUACACGAAUUGCACGCCUAUAGCCGAGGGCAUCACGUCCCAAGUCUUCCGCUCCGGCUCCAACGCCCUGAAGGUCAUAACCACCCACCGCAACAUUGAGCCGCACAAUCCCCGCCGCGAGGCCAAGAUCCUCGGCCUCCUGUCGGAAUGCCCCGAGAUCAUCAGGCUCCUCGACGUCUUCCACGACCAAGAGCAGCACAUGGUGCUCCGCUUCCCCUACAUGCCACCAACGCUCACCGACGUAAUCGCCCAGGUCCAAAGCAGCAGCACCGGCGGAAGCGGGAACAAUGCGAGCAAAGGCCUGCCCAAGAGACAACUGGCUGUCAUAUUCCGCGACGUCCUACGCGGUCUCUCUUACAUCCACGCCAUGGGCAUCAUUCAUCGAGACGUCAAGCCCUCGGCCGUCCUGCUUGCAUCUCCAAGCGGUCCUGCGCGUCUAUCGGACUUUGGUACUGCGUGGCACCCCACUCUCUCUGCUGCGGCCGAGCCACCUGACGACAAAAUUCUCGACAUUGGUACCGGGCCGUACCGCGCGCCAGAAGUGCUGUUCGGAAACAAGUCGUACGACGCUGGCGUGGACAUGUGGUCUCUGGGCGUCGCCCUUGCAGAAGCCGCAACGGGGGCGCCGCCGUUCGAGUCGCGCCCCGCCAGCGAGGAUGGGAGCCAGCUUGGCCUUAUCCUCAGCAUCUUCAAGACGCUUGGUACCCCAACGGUGCAGACGUGGCCCGAGGCGCAAAGUUUUAAAGUAUCUCCAUUUGAGUUAUGGACAGUGUUCCCGCAACGCCCGUGGAGCGACAUCCUGCCGAACCUGGACCACGAGAUAGGAGCUGUCGUGGCGGAUCUGCUCAGGUUCGACAAAAAGCGGGUGACAGCAGUCCAGUGCCUCGCAUUGCCUUUGUUUACUCAUCCUGAUCCUGAGGCACAGCGAUAACCGAUAUUCUUAAGAGCAAAAUGGCUGCCCUGCUUACUAGGAAACAACCCAAUGUAGUACGGCCCACAACCCUGAUUUUGUCCUCUUAGACUAUCCCGCCGUAUGUGGACGCCCAUGAUGCAAUCGUCUAAAUACUCCCCCUGUCCAACCCAACGACCCAAUACGACAAUGACGACCAGCUUCCUCAGAGUCCGUAUCGAGGGUCCUGUCUCCGUUUCGCCGUGUCCGCCCCGAGAUAGUCGAUCGGAUUCCUGCACAAAGGACAUGUGUUCUGGUUGCUGGUCUGGAACCACUUGUACAGACAGGUGCGGUGGAAGAGGUUCUUGCAGGUGGUGCAACGCUUGUCCGGCGUGCGUUUGUCGGUCGAGAUGAUGCUGUAGCAAAUGGCG